Messenger RNA from Diospyros lotus (date-plum), 624 nucleotides. Its product is annotated as agamous-like MADS-box protein AGL62. Gene Ontology annotation, biological process: regulation of transcription by RNA polymerase II. Gene Ontology annotation, molecular function: DNA-binding transcription factor activity, RNA polymerase II-specific; protein dimerization activity; RNA polymerase II cis-regulatory region sequence-specific DNA binding. The transcript has a single exon. Bases 1 to 624 code for a protein of 207 amino acids. Lineage: Eukaryota; Viridiplantae; Streptophyta; Magnoliopsida; Ericales; Ebenaceae. The record is from RefSeq and is a predicted model, not a curated record.
AUGGAGAACAAGCAAAUUGGAGGCCAAAAAAGAAAUGGCACUUCCAAAAAGCGCGAAAGGGAGAAAGAUUGUCUCUCUACAUUCUUGAAAUAUCGAGAUGACCUCUACAAGGAAGCCAGUGAGCUCUGCACGCUUUGCGGCGUUGAGCUUGCCCUCAUCAUCUCUUCCCCUUCUGGUGAGCUCUACGCUUUUGGUCACCCCAACUUUGAGAUGGUCGUUGAUCGAUUCCUAGACUCUGACACCAAACGACCCAUUGGUGGGACUGGCGAUCCAGUUGAAGAUGCUCGUCUCAAGGCGAGCAUUGAGGCACUCAACAAACAAUUGAUGCAGCUUCAAGUUCAAAAGGAGAUCGAGAGGGAAAGGGCAAAGGUUUUGGCCAAACUUGCUGCAAUACGUCGUACAAAGCUUCUGACAAACACAAACAUUGACGAACUUAGCCCCGAAGAUACUCAGAAGCUGAAGGCCUGGCUCCUGGAACUGAAAGAGAAGAUUCGUGAGCACCGCGAGAAGUUGGUCGCCAGCGCUCCCCCUACUGCUGUGGCUAGCAAUGAUGCUAGUUCUGGGUCUUCUUCUGGCUAUGCUGGAGCUGGUUCUUUGGGCUAUGGCCUAGGAGGCAUGCCCUAG